GAGCCUAGAACCGGAAACUUAAGAGACAAAGUUUUGCGUCCCACCCCCGUCGCGCGCUCCCUCGCCAUCUCGCCUAGCACUGUUGUCCCGCUGCCUCUGGCCCUCGAGUCGGCCGGCCCUUGCGCGUGUACUAUGUCUGGCUCUUCCAGCGUCGCCGCUAUGAAGAAAGUGGUUCAGCAGCUCCGGCUGGAGGCCGGGCUCAACCGCGUGAAGGUUUCCCAGGCAGCUGCAGACUUGAAACAGUUUUGCCUGCAGAAUGCUCAGCAUGAUCCUCUCCUGACAGGAGUAUCCUCAAGUACAAAUCCCUUCAGACCGCAGAAAGUCUGUUCCUUUUUGUAGUAAACUGAAUUUUUGGGAGUUCCUCAGACCACUUUUAACCAACCGUGACUAUUCAGAAAAAAAGAAAAUUGAAGCCUGUACAAAAACUUCCCCUUUCUUAACAUGUGCCAUAACAUACACAAACUUCUACUUUUGUCAGUCUUUAACAUCUACCUCUCUGAAUUUUCAUGAAUUUCUAUUUCACGAGGGUAUUUUAUAUACACUGGUGCCAGCAUACAAUAAAAUACUUCGUAUAAAAA
This is a messenger RNA of Cavia porcellus (domestic guinea pig), 578 nucleotides long. It is a transcript of the gene Gng5, whose product is annotated as G protein subunit gamma 5. Gene Ontology annotation, biological process: G protein-coupled receptor signaling pathway. Gene Ontology annotation, molecular function: G-protein beta-subunit binding. The transcript is spliced from 3 exons. Gene Ontology annotation, cellular component: heterotrimeric G-protein complex. The coding region runs from base 133 to 339 and encodes 68 amino acids. Lineage: Eukaryota; Metazoa; Chordata; Mammalia; Rodentia; Caviidae. The record is from RefSeq and is a predicted model, not a curated record.